Electrophorus electricus (electric eel) is the source of this 4157-nucleotide messenger RNA. It is a transcript of the gene qkib, whose product is annotated as QKI, KH domain containing, RNA binding b. Lineage: Eukaryota; Metazoa; Chordata; Actinopteri; Gymnotiformes; Gymnotidae. Gene Ontology annotation, molecular function: mRNA binding. Gene Ontology annotation, biological process: regulation of mRNA splicing, via spliceosome. The record is from RefSeq and is a predicted model, not a curated record. Gene Ontology annotation, cellular component: nucleus.
UGCUUUCGGGCUAGAGGGACUCGACUGUGCAGCUUGAUCAUGUGACGGGCUCGCGAGCCCAGGCGGAGCAGAGCUAGACGGUUACAACGGGGCGAGCGCCAGUCUCCGUGAAAAAGCUCCGUUACCGAGAACGAGAGACAGGAGGGACAGACGUUUCCAGUGUGCGGACAGAUAAACAUCACACAGGAAGCUCCGGGCAGCUCGGGGACAAGGACAUUCGCCGUCUCAAACUGCCUCUAAAAAAGGAAGUAAAGGACAAAUCGCACGAAAUAACACAUUUUAGAAGAGCGCGGGGCACGGGGGAGUUGCCUUUUGGUUCGUAGGAACUUGUGGAAUUUAUUGGGGGAAAUUGAAAAGGGACCUGGCUACCUCUCCCCCCCCUCCCCCCCGUACAUUUUAUUUUUGUAUGAUUUAAUUCAUUUUGUCAACUGCCCUGUCGGUGCGAGGAGGGGAAUUGCAGUACGGCGCGUAAAGAUACUGACAGCAGCGUUAGGAGACACCAGCUUUUACUGCGUAUACGAACAAGAGACCUUCGAAGUGCGACAAACACUUGUUUCUUUCUAUUGCUUCUUUUAUACUUUAUUUAAUAUUUAUACUUAAACGUAUUUAUUUUGGGUUUUUGUGUACUCUGGGGCCUCAGUUUUGAUUAUCUUGGAAUAUGGUGGGGGAAAUGGAAACGAAGGAGAAGCCGAAGCCGACCCCAGACUAUCUGAUGCAGCUUAUGAACGACAAGAAACUGAUGAGCAGCCUGCCCAACUUCUGUGGCAUCUUCAACCACCUUGAACGGCUCCUCGACGAAGAAAUCAGCAGAGUACGGAAGGACAUGUACAACGACACGUUAAACGUCAGCACGGAGAAGAGGAGCUCGGAGCUGCCCGACGCCGUCGGCCCCAUCGUGCAGCUCCAGGAGAAGCUCUAUGUGCCUGUCAAGGAAUACCCCGAUUUUAAUUUCGUGGGCCGAAUCCUGGGCCCACGGGGUCUCACAGCCAAGCAGCUGGAAGCAGAGACAGGCUGCAAGAUCAUGGUGAGAGGCAAAGGCUCCAUGAGAGAUAAGAAAAAGGAGGAGCAGAACCGUGGCAAGCCCAACUGGGAGCACCUCAACGAGGACCUGCACGUACUGAUCACCGUGGAGGACGCGCAGAAUCGCGCCGAGGUCAAGCUGAAACGGGCCGUGGAGGAGGUCAACAAACUACUGGUGCCUGCGGCCGAGGGAGAGGACAGCCUGAAGAAGAUGCAGCUGAUGGAGCUGGCCAUUCUGAACGGCACCUACAGAGACGCCAACAUUAAAUCGCCUGCCCUUGCCUUCUCUCUUGCAGCGAGCGCGCAGGCCCCGCGCAUCAUCGCCGGCCCCGCGCCCGUGCUGCCGCAGGCCGCCCUGCGCGCGCCCACGCCCGCCGGCCCCGCCAUCAUGCCCCUCAUCCGCCAGAUCCAGACCGUCAUGCCCAACGGCUCGGCCCACCCGGCCGCUGCCACCCUGGUGCCGCCCGGCCCGGAGUCCGCCGGCCUGAUCUACGCGGCGCCCUACGAGUACCCCUACACGCUGGCGCCCGCCACCUCCAUCCUGGAGUACCCCAUCGACUCCAGCGGGGUGCUAGCAGGUGCAGUGACAACUAAAGUUCGAAGGCACGAAAUGCGGGUCCAUCCUUACCAAAGGGUAGUGACCACAGACAGAGCCACCACCGGCAACUAACCCCUGACCUUCUGACCUCUCAACUUCACCCAAUGAUGACCUGCCCAUUACCUGCCUGCAGAUCACUUCUCUGCUCUAAAAAAAAAAAAAAAAAAAAAAAAAAAAAAAAAAAAAAGUGAGUGAAAGAAAGCACGAAAGAGAGUAUUUAACAGCCUUCACUUGGCAAUGGCAGAGGAGAAGCAGCUCCGCUGCACCUGAUGUAUGGACUUUUGGCAUGGGCUGGAAGACACCCUCCAGCUGAAGUGGUGCGUUUGGAGUGGACCACCCAGCUGCUGUAGACCUGCACUGAGUCAUUUGUAAGCAAUAAGCAAUAAAGAUUAGCCCACUCUCUCACCAACUCAUUCACCAAACCAUGGCCCCAUGCUUCCCGACAGUACACCACAAACGCCCGUAGAUCUUCACGACAACACAGACCCAACCUUGAGUCAAGGGAGGAGGACGAACAGCUGUCACUGCCCUGCUCCGUUGGCGGGGUGUGACAGUAACAGGAUGUAUUGCGUUCCACGGUGUUGCAGCAGUGCACACACCUUUCUAUCUCAGUACAUUAACUCCGCGGACUGGUACUUACACAGCGCUCCGUCGUCUGUUCCGAAAUCUGACUAGUGCAUCAAAAGGGAAUAUUAGAGGGAGGCUGGAUAUGAAUACAGGCAGUGCAAAGAGAAGGAUGAACCUAGAAAGAGGUGCGUGUGUGUGUUCUAAAGCAUCCCCAUUCUCCUCCCAAAUAAUCGAACACUACUUAGUGGACGAGUUUCUCUGAGGAUGUAUAAGCCAUGCUUGCCUACGUGCUGUACAAAUGUAUGAAAUUUGUAGAUAAAUGUUAAAGAGAAAAAAAAUCAGAGUCAAAGAACACAUGUACAGACAACUUUUAUUAUCCUCCGGUGCUGGGGAAGAGAACAGAUAUAUUUUUACAUCUGAAUCUUUUGUACUUGCUAGUAUUGUGAAGAGAAAAAAAAAAAAAAGAUAAUACCGAACCCUUUAUGAAGUGAAAACAAUCCAGUUUUCUGUAAUUGGAUGUACAAAUGGAUGACCAAAACAACCUUUUCGUUCUACCAACGGGGGGUUGAAAUGGAAACAUUAUGAAGUGCCUUAUCGUGGUUCUCAUGGUCCUGUCAGUGGGAAUGUGUCAUCAUUAGUGGCGAAUGAGCAGGCCUGAGUUCAGUGCACACAGCUUUCUCUGAAGACACAGUGAGCUCCUUGAACGUGCCAUUACCUUACCUUGUCCUCGCACUUCAAAAGGGGACCUUCAAAAAAGAAUAAAUGAUGAUUGUUGAAGAUCUGCUGUAAUAUAUUGUCUUAACGCUAAAUCUUGUAUCCAAGUCUUGAGUCUAAUUUUAUAGCCAAAACAGAGCAGGGUUUAUUUGUUUUAUUUUGUUUUUCAUUUUGUUUGUUUCAGCUUUUGGUGGGGCUCAAGUUUUCAUUUUAAUCAUUUAAAUUACAUGUAAAUUGGCCUUCAACCUGUAUGCAUUCUACAUAUGUCCAUAUAUGAGUUUAUACAUGAAAUUAUUCAGUUCUUGGAUUGUGCCUCAAACUCUGGACAUCCCAAUAUCAUAAAACAGGACCUUAAUAUCAUGGACCUUUAAUACUGCUACAUGAGUCAUUUGUAAUCCACGAGCACGUUACGCUCGGCAUGUCCUUUUUUCAUUCUAAUAAAAUACUGCACUAUCACUUUCGUGGAGUGUUAAAAAAUAUGGGUUGUAAAAUAAGUGAACUACAACCAAGGUCCUCCACCUUUGGUGGGAGAGCAUCAGUGUUCAGUGGAAGCUGUGUGCUGUGCUCGCACUGGACUGCACCACACUACUGUGUUACGUGUGCCCCGUCCCUGCCCUUCUGCUCUUCCUUUACUAUGCAACAGAAUGGCCUCUGACGUCGUGUGGGGAGUCUCUGUGUCAUCGACCGCGUCUUCCUGUAUCGUCCUCACUUCACUACCAUUUUUGGUUGUGAUUCUGCAGUGCCAUCACAGUAUUAUUGUAAUGCAAGGGUAUUAUAAAUGAGGUCCAGCGUGUUUUUGUUUUUUUUCAGAUGACAAUAGCCUGUAUGUGAAAAGCUCUGGUUUUUAGUAGCUACAAUUAUCAAAAUGGUCAGAUUUGAGAAUGUUUUAUGAAAAAAAGCUUAACAGAACAGUACAGGUUAGAUUUAUCUGUGGGUGAGCCACACCAUAAUCAGUAUCGCAUGAUCUUUCACAACCUAUAACAAGGUAUAAAUCUGGUUUAUGUUAGUUUUACAAAGGAUUUUUUUCCAGAUCUACUCAAUUUAUUGAUGUGAAUGUUCUUUAUCAUAAGAGUGACUAUGUGUUCCAAACAUGCUGACAAAAGUCUCUGUUACAUUCAUGCGAUGUGUGCCCCUACCCAAGUAUUGCCUAUGAAAAAAGUAUGUCUGUAUUGGCAGCCAUUGUUACAAGUUUAUACCUUAUUUUUCUAUCUUAUUUUAUAUGUAUGUAAUAAACUACAUUAAAUGCCUUGUCUCCGUA